AUGGAUGUCUCUCUUUGCCCAGCCAAGUGUAGUUUCUGGCGGAUUUUCUUGCUGGGAAGCGUCUGGCUGGACUAUGUGGGCUCCGUGCUGGCCUGCCCUGCAAAUUGUGUCUGCAGCAAGACUGAGAUCAAUUGCCGGCGGCCGGACGAUGGGAACCUCUUCCCCCUUCUGGAAGGACAGGAUUCAGGCAACAGCAAUGGGAACGCCAGCAUCAACAUCACGGACAUCUCAAGGAAUAUCACUUCCAUACACAUAGAGAACUGGCGCAGUCUGCACACGCUCAACGCUGUGGACAUGGAGCUCUACACCGGACUCCAAAAGCUGACCAUCAAGAACUCAGGACUUCGGAACAUCCAGCCCAGAGCCUUUGCCAAGAACCCCCACUUGCGUUACAUAAACCUGUCGAGUAACCGGCUCACCACACUCUCCUGGCAGCUGUUCCAGACGCUCAGUCUUCGGGAAUUGAGAUUGGAGCAGAACUUCUUCAACUGCAGCUGUGACAUCCGCUGGAUGCAGCUGUGGCAGGAGCAAGGGGAGGCCAGGCUGAAUAGCCAGAACCUCUAUUGCAUCAACGGCGACGGCUCCCAGCUCCCCCUCUUCCGCAUGAACAUCAGUCAGUGUGACCUUCCAGAGAUCAGUGUGAGCCAUGUCAACCUGACUGUAAGAGAGGGUGACAACGCUGUCAUCACUUGCAAUGGCUCUGGGUCACCCUUGCCUGAUGUGGACUGGAUUGUUACUGGGCUGCAGUCCAUCAACACCCACCAGACAAAUCUGAACUGGACGAAUGUACAUGCCAUCAACUUGACGCUGGUGAAUGUGACGAGUGAAGACAAUGGCUUCACCCUAACAUGCAUUGCAGAGAACGUGGUGGGCAUGAGCAACGCCAGCGUCGCCCUCACCGUCUACUACCCCCCACGCGUGGUGAGCCUGGAGGAGCCAGAGCUGCGCCUGGAGCACUGCAUCGAGUUUGUGGUACGUGGAAACCCGCCGCCAACACUGCACUGGCUGCACAAUGGGCAGCCACUGCGGGAGUCCAAGAUCAUCCACGUGGAAUACUACCAGGAGGGCGAGAUCUCCGAGGGCUGCCUGCUCUUCAACAAGCCCACCCACUACAACAACGGCAACUACACCCUCAUUGCCAAAAACCCAUUGGGUACUGCCAAUCAGACCAUCAACGGCCACUUCCUCAAGGAGCCCUUUCCAGAGAGCACGGAUAACUUUGAUUCAGUCGAUGAAGUGAGCCCCACACCUCCUAUCACUGUGACCCACAAACCUGAGGAAGACACUUUUGGGGUGUCCAUAGCAGUUGGACUUGCUGCUUUCGCCUGUGUCCUGUUGGUGGUUCUCUUCAUCAUGAUCAACAAGUAUGGUCGACGGUCCAAAUUUGGAAUGAAGGGUCCUGUGGCUGUCAUCAGUGGUGAGGAGGACUCAGCCAGCCCCUUGCACCACAUCAACCACGGCAUCACUACGCCCUCGUCGCUGGAUGCUGGGCCCGACACAGUGGUCAUCGGCAUGACCCGCAUCCCGGUCAUUGAGAACCCGCAGUACUUCCGUCAGGGACACAACUGCCACAAGCCAGACACGUAUGUGCAGCACAUUAAGAGGAGGGACAUCGUGUUGAAGCGAGAACUGGGUGAGGGAGCCUUUGGGAAGGUCUUCCUGGCUGAGUGCUACAACCUCAGCCCGACCAAGGACAAGAUGCUGGUGGCAGUGAAGGCCCUGAAGGAUCCCACCCUGGCUGCCCGGAAGGAUUUCCAGAGGGAGGCCGAGCUGCUCACCAACCUGCAGCAUGAGCACAUUGUCAAGUUCUAUGGGGUAUGCGGCGACGGAGACCCCCUCAUCAUGGUCUUUGAGUACAUGAAGCAUGGAGAUCUGAACAAGUUCCUCAGGGCCCAUGGGCCGGAUGCGAUGAUCCUUGUGGAUGGGCAGCCACGCCAGGCUAAGGGAGAGCUAGGCCUCUCCCAAAUGCUCCACAUUGCCAGUCAGAUUGCCUCAGGCAUGGUCUAUCUGGCCUCCCAGCACUUCGUGCACCGGGACCUGGCCACCAGGAACUGCCUGGUUGGAGCCAACCUGCUGGUGAAGAUUGGAGACUUUGGCAUGUCCAGGGACGUCUACAGCACCGAUUACUACAGGGAAGGGCCAUGCCAGAAGGGCCCGUUCAGCGUGUCAUGGCAGCGGCAGAUGUUUGCAGCACCGGCGGCUUCCACACUCUUUAAUCCAUCUGGAAAUGAUUUUUGUAUAUGGUGUGAGGUGGGAGGACAUACCAUGCUCCCCAUCCGUUGGAUGCCCCCUGAAAGCAUCAUGUACCGGAAGUUCACCACGGAGAGUGAUGUGUGGAGCUUUGGGGUGAUCCUUUGGGAGAUCUUCACCUAUGGAAAGCAGCCAUGGUUCCAGCUCUCAAACACAGAGGUCAUUGAGUGCAUUACCCAAGGUCGUGUUCUGGAACGGCCCCGAGUCUGCCCCAAAGAGGUGUAUGACGUCAUGCUAGGGUGCUGGCAGAGGGAACCCCAGCAGCGGCUGAACAUCAAGGAGAUCUACAAAAUUCUCCACGCUUUGGGGAAGGCCACCCCUAUCUACCUGGACAUUCUCGGCUAG
Messenger RNA from Cynocephalus volans (Philippine flying lemur), 2595 nucleotides. RefSeq names its product neurotrophic receptor tyrosine kinase 3 (gene NTRK3). The record is from RefSeq and is a predicted model, not a curated record. Gene Ontology annotation, molecular function: transmembrane receptor protein tyrosine kinase activity; neurotrophin binding; ATP binding. Gene Ontology annotation, biological process: multicellular organism development; axon guidance; homophilic cell-cell adhesion. NCBI's taxonomy places the organism in Eukaryota, Metazoa, Chordata, Mammalia, Dermoptera, Cynocephalidae. The coding region runs from base 1 to 2595 and encodes 864 amino acids. The transcript has 19 exons. Gene Ontology annotation, cellular component: signaling receptor complex; axon; plasma membrane.